Salmo salar (Atlantic salmon) is the source of this 5367-nucleotide messenger RNA. NCBI's taxonomy places the organism in Eukaryota, Metazoa, Chordata, Actinopteri, Salmoniformes, Salmonidae. The record is from RefSeq and is a predicted model, not a curated record.
UCACGUCUUGGAAGGAAGUGACGAAUUUAGCCCAAAAACCUGACGAAAAUACAACAAGGAAGUGGAUAUUUAUUAAAAAGGAAAAAUUACUUAUCUUCAGAUAGGAAACGUUUGAAUUAUCAAGUGAAUUUUUUUGAUGUUUCGGGGAUAUAGUUAUCUUGGACUAUAGUUAUCGUAUCGUCGAUCCAUAUUCACUCAAGCAAUGAACACAGACGUUGAAUUCCACAUCAGGCAGAAUUAUCCGUGGAACAAGCUACCAGCAAAUGUCAAACAGAGUGUUGGGAACUCGCAGCGUGAAUAUGAGAAACACGUGCAGCUGUACAGUAUCCGCAACCAGCUGAGGUUCCGCAAUAACCUAGUGAGACACGUGAGGAAGGAUGAGAGGAAGUACUAUGAGGAGCUGCUGAAGUACAGCCGAGAUCACCUGAUGCUCUACCCCUACCACCUGUCUGACAUCAUGGUGAAAGGCCUCCGCAUCACCCCGUUCUCCUACUAUAUCAGUAUCAUGGAGGACAUCAUGAACGUAGAGAAGAGUUACGACUCGCUGCCCAACUUCACUGCUGCUGACUGUCUAAGGCUGCUUGGCAUCGGGAGGAACCAGUAUAUAGACUUGAUGAACCAGUGCAGGUCUUCCAAGAAAUUCUUCCGUAGGAAAACGGCGCGGGACCUGCUCCCCUCCAAGCCAGUAGAGAUCUCUGUAGAGCCCUGGUGGGUGGCUCAGACCGGAUACAUCACAGAGGAUGACAUCAGGAUCUGCUCGGUGGCAGAGAGGAAGGCGAUUGAUAAGAUGAUCGAUUCAGGACCCCAGCUGGCCGGAUCAAUGGAGUACAAUGUGGUGCUGAGUCUGUACAACAGGGGAUUCAUCUAUCUAGACGUGCCCAUCUCUGAUGACAGCUGUAUGUCAGUGCCCCCUCUGGAAGGCUUCGUGAUGAACAGGGUCCAGGGAGACUACUUUGAAACCCUUUUGUACAAAAUAUUUGUUUCCAUCGACGAGCAGACUAACGUGUCAGAGCUGGCUAAUGUUCUGGAGAUUGACUUGGGCCUGGUGAAGAAUGCUGUGUCUAUGUACUGUCGCCUGGGUUUUGCCCUGAAGAAAGGAGGCUCGUUCAGCUCAGAGCAGCUCCACCCCACAUGGAAGACUGCUCCCUCUGUCAACAGACUGAAGAGCACAGUGGAUCCCAAACAGAUGCUGCUGUCGUGGGAACAGGGGAGUCCUGUGAUGGAGGCUGGGUCUUCGGCUACAGACACAGACACCACCAGCCUGGAGGACCAAGACAACGCCAGCGUGAGCAGCCUGAGUAACCCUGGUCCUGCUGCCCCGCCCACCAAGAGGAUCGCCUUCCUGUUUGACUCCACCCUCACCGCCUUCCUCAUGAUGGGGAACCUCUCUCCGAACCUGAAGAGCCAUGCCGUCACCAUGUUUGAGGUGGGGAAGCUGUCAGACGAGACCCUGGACAGCUUUCUGAUGGAGCUGGAGAAAGUAGAGAGCACAGCGGAGGGCGAGGCCCAGAGGUAUUUUGACCACGCUCUGACCCUCAGGAACACUAUCCUGUUUCUCCGCUACAACAAGGAACUGACCACCGACCAGGGCCCUGACCUGCCUAACAACGGCCUCCCCCUGGACAUGCUCCGUUGUGAGAGUCUGCUGGGUUUAGACCAGGCCACCUGCAGCCGUGUCCUCAACAAGAACUAUAAACUACUGGUCUCCAUGGCACCGCUCAGCAACGAGAUACGGCCAAUCAGCAGCUGCACACCUCAGCACAUUGGGCCAGCCAUCCCAGAGGUGAGCUCCAUCUGGUUCAAGCUCUACCUGUACCAUGUGACCGGCCAGGGUCCUCCCUCCCUGCUGCUGUCCAAGGGCUCCAGGCUCCGGAAACUACCGGACAUCUUCCAGGUCUAUGACAGGUUGCUCAUCACUUCCUGGGGUCACGACCCAGGUGUGGUACCUUCGUCUAACGUGCUGGCCAUGCUCAAUGACGCCCUCACACACUCCGCUGUACUCAUACAGGGCCAUGGGCUGCAGGGUCAUGGAGAGACCGUUCACGUCCCCUUCCCGUUUGACCAGGAGGAUCUCAAAGGAGAAUUCUCCUCCUCCAACAUGUGUGUCCACAAGGCCCUGCUACUGCUGAGGGAGAAGGUGGAUCUGGAGCACCAGUGUGGCUACAUCACCAUGCUCAACCCCAACAACAGGCACCGCAGGAGGGCCAGCGAGAGCUCCGAUGGCAGGGGAGACUGUCAUCUGGGUGGUGGAUUGGAGGCCAACAGCAGCACGGAGUCCUUUGAGCUGGUCACAGAGGACAACAAUGGAGGAAAGCAAACAGCAGAAGCAGCGCUGUUGACAGAAGAUGAGUGGGUUCCUCUAGAGCUGUGCUUUGGAAUGCCCCUCUUUAGCUCCGAGCUCAACCGCAAAAUUUGCCGAAAGAUCGCCUCUCACGGCCUCUGUAGCAAAGACAGCCUUCAAGACUUACUUCAUUCCAGCCGGAAACUAUCGUUAAAGGUUCUGAGUUUUGUUCAGUCAUUCCAGGAUGGCAGCCAGGGUCAGCCCGACCCUGACAGUGGAGUGUCUGGUCCUCUCAGCCAGCCCCCGGCCGAGUCUGGUGUUCCGCUGCCCGCUCUCAACCUCAUCUUCAAGGAUGGACAGUUGAGGGAGUGGAGUGGACGAGCACCUCCACCCCUCCACAUCUCAGCCCUGCAGAAAGACCAGUCCUUAUAGACCCCUCCACAUUAUAGACCUCUCCACAUCUCAGCCCUGCAGAAAGACCAGUCCUUAUAGACCCCUCCACAUCUCAGCCCUGCAGAAAGACCAGUCCUGAUAGACCCCUCCACAUCUCAGCCCUGCAGAAAGACCAGUCCUUAUAGACCCCCCUCCACAUCUCAGCCCUGCAGAAAGACCAGUCCUUAUAGACCCCUCCACAUUGUAGACCUCUCCACAUCUCAGCCCUGCAGAAAGACCAGUCCUUAUAGACCCCUCCACAUCUCAGCCCUGCAGACAGACCAGUCCUUAUAGACCCCUCCACAUCUCGCCCUGCAGAAAGACCAGUCCUUAUAGACCCCUCCACAUCUCAGCCCUGCAGAAAGACCAGUCCUUAUAGACCCCUCCACAUUGUAGACCUCUCCACAUCUCAGCCCUGCAGAAAGACCAGUCCUUAUAGACCCUCCUUAUCUCAGCCCUGCAGAAAGACCAGUCCUUGUAGACCCCUCCACAUCUCAGCCCUGCAGAAAGACCAGUCCUGAUAGACCCCUCCACAUCUCAGCCCUGCAGAAAGACCAGUCCUUAUAGACCCCUCCACAUCUCAGCCCUGCAGAAAGACCAGUCCUUAUAGACCCCUCCACAUCUCAGCCCUGCAGAAAGACCAGUCCUUAUAGACCCCUCCACAUCUCAGCCCUGCAGAAAGACCAGUCCUGAUAGACCCCUCCACAUCUCAGCCCUGCAGAAAGACCAGUCCUUCUAGACCCCUCCACAUCUCAGCCCUGCAGAAAGACCAGUCCUUAUAGACCCCUCCACAUCUCAGCCCUGCAGAAAGACCAGUCCUUAUAGACCCCUCCACAUCUCAGCCCUGCAGAAAGACCAACGUUUUUUGCCACCUUAAGUACGUGUUUCUGAUGGACUUUCCCUCUUCCUCAUAUUGUCCUAUGAUCAGAACCAACCCCUCCUCUUCCUCAUAUUGUCCUAUGAUCAGAACCAACCCCUCCUCUUCCUCAUAUUGUCCUAUGAUCAGAACCAACCCCUCCUCUUCCUCAUAUUGUCCUAUGAUCAGAACCAACCCCUCCUCUUCCUCAUAUUGUCCUAGGAUCAGAACCAACCCAACCCCUCCUCCUCUUCCUCAUAUUGUCCUAGGAUCAGAACCAACCCAACCCUGCAUGAUACCACUGCACUAAAUAUUUCUGAAAAUACUUUGUCAUUAACGUGUUGUUGCUUUCAUGAUAAAAUGUGGGGUCUUUAAAUGGCACGGUGAGGCUAGCGUGGUGCUCUUCUCUCCUAUAGCCUAUGGAUCAUAUAGCAUGUUGACCCAAAAACCUGUUCUGUUUUAAUCCAUGUUUACCUUCACCCAUGGUGGUAUUGUUGUUGCUCGUGAUGAUUCCCAGAGGUGCAGUUGGCUUUAGGUCAUCCUUGGAUCAGAAGAGAGCUUGACCUGAGCUUGUCUUUUUUUGUAAAGAAAACCAAUACUAUUUGAACCCAGAUCUGCUUGGGUUAUCCAGACAACACCAAAGCCUGGACCUAGUCCCUCACAGAGAAGAACCAUAUUAGAGUCUAACGUGUUCUAUCUAUCACACUGUUUAUUCAUAGUGGAAGUUUUUCCCUGUCAGAAUCUGUCAUGAUCCUUCGAGAAUAGAGUACACUUCAUAUUACACUUAGUAGUAUUCAGUAGUACACUCAGUAGUACACUCAGUAGUACACUUAGUAGUACACUCAGUAGUAUAAUCAGUAGUACACUUAGUAGUACACUCAGUAGUACACUUAGCAUUACACUCAGUAGUACACUCAGUAGUACACUCAGUAGUACACUCAGUAGUACACUCAGUAGUACACAUAGUAGUACACUCAGUAGUACACUUAGCAUUACACUUAGUAGUACACUUAGCAUUACACUUAGUAGUACACUCAGUAGUACACUCAGUAGUACACUUAGUAGUACACUUAGUAGUACACUCAGUAGUACACUCAGUGAUCCAUCCGUGUUCUCUUUUCCUUUUUAUUUACAUGGAAGGGUUCAGUCCCCAUUUCCACCCUAUAGUGGUUGUUUUAUUUACAUGGAAGGGUUCAGUCCCCAUUUCCACCCUAUAGUGGUUGUUUUAUUUACAUGGAAGGGUUCAGUCCCCAUUUCCACCCUAUAGUGGUUGUUUUAUUUACAUGGAAGGGUUCAGUCCCCAUUUCCACCCUAUAGUGGUUGUUUUAUUUACAUGGAAGGGUUCAGUCCCCAUUUCCACCCCAUAGUGGUUGUUUUAUUUACAUGGAAGGGUUCAGUCCCCAUUUCCACCCUAUAGUGGUUGUUUUAUUUACAUGGAAGGGUUCAGUCCCCAUUUCCACCCUAUAGUGGUUGUUUUAUUUACAUGGAAGGGUUCAGUCCCCAUUUCCACCCCAUAGUGGUUGUUUUAUUUACAUGGAAGGGUUCAGUCCCUAUUCCACCCCAUAGUGGUCGUUUUAUUUACAUGGAAGGGUUCAGUCCCCAUUUCCACCCCAUAGUGGUCGUUUUAUUUACAUGGAAGGGUUCAGUCCCCAUUUCCACCCCAUAGUGGUCGUUUUAUUUACAUGGAAGGGUUCAGUCCCCAUUUCCACCCCAUAGUGGUUGUUUAUCGUUGUUGAUGACAAUGAUGAGUGUGUAGAGACCAUUGUGUGUGUUACACCAUCACCUCAUCAACCUACCC